AUGAAUGUGACAUCGUUUCAAUGGCUACUUAUUGUAGUCGCAAAAAUUAUCUAUUUUGUUAAUGGUAAUUGGAUUACUGGCAAUCUUUGUUGGUCAAUGCCAUGUUUGAAUGGUGGUUCAUGCUUUGGAUCAGCAUAUACUUAUCUUUGUGUAUGUCCUGUUAAUUUUAGUGGAGCUUUAUGUGAAAGACAUCUUGGUAUUUGUCAAGAAAGUCCCUGUGGUAAUCGAGGUGUAUGUGUUGAAACAGGUUUAACAUCGUUCGAAUGUCGAUGUUAUUUUGACUAUAUGGGUCCAUUAUGUGAAGAACAUGUACCGAAAAAUGAUGCUUCCGUAUGGUCAUCACUUAUACCUGUACAUACACGAGUUCUAUUUGAUAUAUUACAAGAAGCAUAUCGUGCUAAAGCACAAGGUAGAUCCGCAGUUCUUUCUAAUGAUGGUCACGUUAAUAUUAUGAGUUUAUUACCUAAAAAUAAUGAAUCAUCAUCAUCAACAUCUGUUCCUACUACAAUACCAACAAUAUUACAGACUACUUCUAUAGAUCCUCAAAGUGAAACAACUGAAGAAGAACUUGUUAUACAAGCUGAAGAUAUUAAAAUCGAGGAAAUUUUUCCAAAAACGACUGCUACAUCAAUGUUUGAUAUGUAUACAGAAAAUUUUACCACACAAACAUUUGAAUCAACUCAACAAUAUUAUGCUAACAAUGAUACGAUUACAAUAACCUAUCCUGAAACAUAUACGACGUCUCCAAUAAUAACAUUUUCAGGGGAAGAUUCUACGACAACUAUGUUACCUUUAACAACUUUAGAAGAUAUGACAACAGUAUCAUUAAAUCAAAAUACUUCUGUCAAUAUUACUGAAGAUCAAGAAUAUAUUAAUAUUGCUGAGUCAUCUGAUACUAUGAUAAGUUCAACAUUUCCUAAUUGGUCAAGUGAUAACAAUACAAUUACGUAUACAACAGAAAUAAUUCAAAAUUCAACUGAACAAAUCGAUAGUACUACUAAUAAAUCUGAAGAAUUAACUACAAAUAUUAUUCCUACAACUUCAUUCGAAACAAGCACUGAUUCAUCUUUUUCAACUGAUAAUAAUCUAUUGAAUACUUCAGAAGAAAUAACAACUUCAUCUAUGAUUACAACAGAUCAAUCACUAAUUACUGAUAAUUUGAUCGAUGCAGUUAACAUUACUCAAACUUCUCAUAGUCAAUUACUUUAUAAAUUAUGUCAACAACUUAUAUCCAAAAUUUUACCUAAUGUAUCAUCAUCGUCUGCUGUUCAAGCAGCUUUAUCCUUAGCAACAAAUUCAUCAUUAACUGGUAAUAGCUCAGUUGGUGCACUUUUUACUUGGAUUCAAGAAAAAUUUCAUUCAUCCACAACUACAACAACAACAACAACAACAACUACCACAUUGCCAACAGUUAUCAAUGGAAAGAAAAUGUUAUUACAACGAAUUGAUAUGGAUGAUGUUCUUCAUCAAAUGAACAAUAAUAUAGAUGAUGAACAUUAA
Messenger RNA from Adineta steineri, 1500 nucleotides. The record is from the annotation of a GenBank genome assembly. NCBI's taxonomy places the organism in Eukaryota, Metazoa, Rotifera, Eurotatoria, Adinetida, Adinetidae.